CGAUAAUUCGGUCUCAUAAUUAACUAGUAUUGUCGAAAGAAAACUUUUGGUUUGUUUAUAUCUCACCAUGUCGGCACCGAUAGAAAUUCCCUUACGGGACACAGAUGAAGUUAUUGAGGUACAUCCAGAUCAGUUGCCAGAAUGUCAAGAAGUACUAGCAAUUUUACGCCAAGAGCGUUCUCAGCUCAACACCUGGGUCAACGUCGCCUUGGCAUACUACAAAGAAAAGAAAACGGGUGACUUUAUAAGACUACUGGAAACCGCGAGAACAGAAGGCAAUACCGACUACCGUGACAUGGAAAAGGAUCAAAUGCGCGCAUAUGACAUGUUGGCUGCACAUUACGUACAGGAAGCCAACCGGGAGAAGUCAAAAGAGAAAAAACGAGAAUUAUUUAUGAAAGCUACGAAUUUGUAUACAACUGCUGACAAGAUUAUAAUGUACGAUCAAAAUCAUUUAUUGGGUAGAGCCUAUUUCUGUUUAUUAGAAGGCGAUAAAAUGGAGCAAGCAGACGCUCAGUUCAAUUUCGUGCUUAAUCAAUCGCCAGCAAAUAUUCCUUCGCUUUUAGGAAAAGCAUGUAUUGCGUUCAAUAAGAAGGAUUAUAGAGGUGCCUUAGCAUUUUAUAAAAAGGCUUUGCGUACAAAUCCAAACUGCCCAGCAAACGUACGCAUGGGUAUGGGCCAUUGUUUCCUCAAAAUGAAUAAUCAAGAAAAAGCGAAACAGGCAUUUGAGAGAGCACUAGAACUUGACUCGAACUGUGUGGGUGCUCUCAUUGGGUUAGCAAUCCUAAAACUCAAUUUGCAUGAACCCGACUCAAACAAAUUAGGUGUUCAAAUGCUGUCCAGAGCUUACACUAUUGACUCUACCAGUCCGAUGGUGCUAAAUCACCUAGCAAAUCACUUCUUUUUCAAAAAAGACUAUCAAAAAGUACAACAUUUAGCCUUACACGCGUUCCAUAACACUGAAAAUGAAGCCAUGAGGGCAGAGAGCUGUUACCAGCUGGCUCGCAGUUUCCAUGCUCAAUGUGAUUAUGAUCAAGCAUUUCAAUACUAUUAUCAAUCGACGCAAAUCGCACCAGCUAACUUUGUCUUGCCGCAUUACGGUCUUGGUCAAAUGUAUAUAUAUCGCGGUGAUACCGAAAACGCUGCUCAAUGUUUUGAAAAAGUUUUAAAAAUACAGCCAGGAAACUAUGAAACUAUGAAGAUUUUGGGAUCUCUUUAUGCAAAUUCUAACUCUCAAGCAAAGCGUGAUAUGGCGAAGUCACAUUUAAAAAAGGUCACCGAGCAAUUUCCUGAUGACGUAGAAGCUUGGAUUGAAUUAGCUCAAAUACUAGAGCAAAAUGAUUUACAAACGUCACUUAAUGCUUACGCUACGGCAUCUAGUAUUCUAACUGAGAAAGUUAAAGUUGACAUACCGGCAGAGAUCUUAAAUAAUGUUGCUGCAUUACAUUAUCGAGUUGGUAAUUUAACAUUAGCGAAAGAAAAGUUAAAUGAAGCGAUACAACGAGCAAAAAUUGAAGCAGAUAGCUCGAAUGCAGAUAAGCAAUAUUAUGAUUCUAUAUCUGUUACAAUGACCUAUAAUUUAGCUCGCCUCAACGAAGCUAUGUGCAGCUAUGACGUAGCCGACAAACUAUUUAAAGAUAUAUUAAAGGAGCAUCCAAACUAUAUUGACUGUUAUUUACGUUUGGGAUGCAUGGCCCGUGACAAGGGUCUCAUUUUCGUAGCAUCAGAUUUCUUUAAGGACGCAUUAAAUAUCAAUAAUGACAAUCCAGAUGCCAGAUCCCUGUUGGGAAACCUACAUUUGGCAAAAAUGCAAUUUGCUUUAGGACAGAAAAACUUCGAAACCAUUUUGAAAAAUACUGCAACUUCUACGGAUGCAUAUUCGUUGAUUGCACUAGGGAAUUUUUCAUUGCAAACUCUUCAUCAGCCCAUAAGGGAUAAGGAAAAGGAGCGUAAACAUCAAGAAAAGGCUUUAUCCAUAUAUAAACAGGUACUACGUAAUGAUCCUCGAAACAUUUGGGCCUCUAAUGGAAUUGGUGCUGUAUUGGCGCACAAAGGUUGUGUUAUAGAAGCACGCGAUAUAUUUGCACAAGUCCGAGAAGCUACAGCUGAUUUUUCCGAUGUAUGGUUAAACAUUGCUCACAUAUAUGUCGAACAGAAGCAGUACAUUAGUGCAAUACAAAUGUAUGAAAACUGUAUGAAAAAAUUUUACAAACAUCACAACGUUGAAGUGAUGCAGUAUUUAGCACGUGCAUACUUGCGCGUAGGCAAACUCAAGGAAGCAAAGACUGUUUUAUUGAAAGCGAGAAAGGUAGCGCCCCAGGAUACGAUAUUACUAUUCAACAUUGCGGUGGUUCUGCAACGAUUAGCUAUGGCCAUACUUAAGGACGAAAAAUCAACCCUUGAUGUAGUCUUGCAAGCCGUACAUGAAUUGGAGUUAGCUCAAAGAUAUUUUCAAUAUCUUUCGAUUUGUGGCGAUAAGACUCGUUUUAACAUUGAGAUAGCUGGUAUUGAGGCUAAUCAGUGUCAGGAUCUUUUGUCGCAAGCCCAGUACCAUGUUUCCCGUGCUCGUCGUAUAGAUGAAGAAGAAAAAACAUUACGUCGCAAACAAGAAGAAGAACGUCUAGCUUUCAAGAUGAAACAAGAAGAAGAACGUAAACGCCGCGAAGAAGAACAGAAAACGUCUCGAGAGCAAAUGCUUGUGAAGCGUCAAGAAUAUGUUGAAAAAACCAAGGGAAUAUUGAUCAUACCCGAAAACCUUUCCCAGUCUAAAGAACGCAAGAAAGGAGGAGGUCGACCACGCAAAGAUGGAUAUGUUUCUGAUUCAGGAAGUGAUGUUGGUGAAAUAGAUGGUGCUGAACGCUCUUCUAAAAAGAAACCAAAGGAACGUAAAAAGACUGGUGGACGAAAACGAAAAUCGGCUGCAGACAAAUACGAUAGUGACAGUGAAGGUGAGGUUCGAUCGAAGGAAAAGAAACUCAAAAAGAAGCCUAAGGAAACGAAGGAAACGAAAAAUAAGUUGUCGGCCAAGCAGCGUCUUAAAAUUGUUUCAAAAGCUACUAUAUCAACCAGCGAAUCAGAUAGCGAUGCUGGUGGACGAAAGCGAAAACACAGUAUCAAUAGAGACCAAAGUGAUGAUAGUGAUGGAAGUGUGGCAUCGAAGCGUGUGCGUCGUAUUUCAAGAUCGCCAUCCGAGCAACGUUCACAUAGUGGAAGUCGGUCGAAUUCCGAAUCCAGAUCUAGAUCACGCUCACAAUCCGAAAAUAGAUCACGUUCUGGCAGCGAAUCAGUAAGACGAUCGCGUUCAAAGUCAAAUUCAAGAUCAAAAUCUCCUUCACGAUCGAGAUCUGUUUCUCGUUCACGUUCACCAUCGUCUUCACCGAUACGUUCAAAAAACAAGUCUUCAAAGAAAUCGCCCUCACGCAGCCCUUCGAUUUCAGAUUCGGAAUAAAACACUAUGAAUGUUCUUCAUCAUAAUAUAUGUAUGUAUGUAUACUACCAAAAUAUUAAAUGUGCAACUUAAUAAAGUAUAUAAUAAACCCCUCGAAAA
Molecule: messenger RNA, 3547 nt
Organism: Anastrepha ludens (Mexican fruit fly)
Lineage: Eukaryota; Metazoa; Arthropoda; Insecta; Diptera; Tephritidae
Gene: Ctr9
Product: RNA polymerase-associated protein CTR9 homolog
Exons: 9
Coding region: 68-3448 (1126 amino acids)
Biological process (GO): regulation of DNA-templated transcription
Cellular component (GO): Cdc73/Paf1 complex
Molecular function (GO): RNA polymerase II complex binding
Source: RefSeq, a predicted model, not a curated record